AGCUCGGAGGUGUGAACAGAACCCGGAACAUCAACAGACGAAGCGUUCUUUAGUGGGCCGGAACCACCGACAUGCCGCGUGUGUUUAUAUCCAGCAGGACUUUGGUGUCGGCGGCUCUCAGUCUGCUGCUGACCCGCCUGUGCUGCUCCUCCCCGCCGGUACCAGAGGUACCGCUUAUAGCGGCACGUUUCGGUACCAAGACUCGGUACGAGGACAUGAACCAGCAGCUGCUGCGGGACAUUCUGUUCGUCAACCGGUCGGUUUUAAAAGCUCCGGCGGAGCAGCGCUGCUCUCCGGUCCACGUCACCGCCGUCAUCCGGCACGGCAGCCGGUACCCGACCCAGAAGAACAUCCGCCGGAUCCAAAGUCUGGCCGAGCUGGUCCGGACCGAAAGUCCCACAGGCUCCGUCCUGGACCACUGGGUCAUGUGGUUCACACAGGACAUGGACGGUCAGCUGGUGGAGAAGGGGCGGGAUGACCUCCGCCACCUGGCGAAGCGUUUGGCCAUCUUGUUUCCCUCUCUGCUGAUGGAGGAGAACUUUCGGCAGCGGAGGAUCAGCUUCCUGAGCAGCUCGAAGCACAGAUGCCUCAGCAGCGUGGAGGCCUUUCAGCAGGGUCUGCAGCAGCACUGGAACCAGCACGAUUUUGUGUACAGCCACAAGGUGGAUGACGAGCUGAUGCGCUUCUUCGAGCGUUGCCGUUACUACGUGGAAGGCGUGGAGAACAACCACACAGCGCUGAUGGAAGUGGAGAAGUUCAAACAUGGCGAGGAGAUGGAGGGAGUGAGGAGGAGGAUGGCAAACAGACUGGGCCUUCCUCUGCAGCGCCUCACACCUGAUCUGGUGGAGGCGGCUUUCUUCUUGUGCUCCUAUGAGCUGUCAAUCAAAUCUGUUCAUUCACCGUGGUGCUUCCUGUUUGAUGACAAUGAUGCAAAGGUUCUAGAGUACAAGUUGGACCUGAAGCAGUACUGGAAGCGCUCACAUGGUCAUGGUAUCAACAGUCUGUCCAGUUGUCCUCUCUUCCAUCACAUCUUCAGGACCCUGGACAGAGCCGGACGCCCGCGCAGGUCCACUGAAGCCUCACCUGAACCAGCCUCUAUCCAGGUGGGACACGCUGAGACGCUCCUCCCCCUUCUUGCCCUGCUGGGACUUUACAAGGAACAGGCUCCGCCCACUUCACAUAACUACAACACACAGCACGGCAGAAGUUUCCGGAGCAGCCGGCUGGUCCCAUACGCUGCCAACCUGCUGUUUGUUCUGUACGACUGUCAGCGAGGCCCCAGGGUCCAAAUGCUCCUCAAUGAAACCCCACUUCGGUUCCCAGGACUGGAGGAGGAUGCACCGCUGUAUCGAGAUGUCAGGGUCACAUAUCGCCACCUGCUGGAUGGCUGUGACUUCCACAAGGAGUGUAAAGGUCCAACCGGCAACCGCACCCCAAACACAGAGCUGUGAAGCCACGUUCUGGUUCCACAUUAAGGAGUUUGCAGCCGCUGAGGGUCUCUGGAUUCUGUUUGGAGGCUUACAGUAGGACGGCACUCUGAGGUCCAACCUUCUGUCGAGGCCACAAAUGCACCAAAACAUUUUCUUUUGGUUUUCUAUUACAAGACCAAACUUUCAAACAUUCUACUGGCAAACGGGUUAUUGGGACAAGCUCCUCUUUGAU
Molecule: messenger RNA, 1662 nt
Organism: Thalassophryne amazonica
Lineage: Eukaryota; Metazoa; Chordata; Actinopteri; Batrachoidiformes; Batrachoididae
Gene: minpp1b
Product: multiple inositol-polyphosphate phosphatase 1b
Exons: 7
Coding region: 72-1451 (459 amino acids)
Molecular function (GO): acid phosphatase activity; inositol phosphate phosphatase activity
Source: RefSeq, a predicted model, not a curated record